Chanos chanos (milkfish) is the source of this 1733-nucleotide messenger RNA. RefSeq names its product major facilitator superfamily domain containing 12a (gene mfsd12a). Lineage: Eukaryota; Metazoa; Chordata; Actinopteri; Gonorynchiformes; Chanidae. Gene Ontology annotation, molecular function: symporter activity. The transcript is spliced from 10 exons. Bases 1 to 1479 code for a protein of 492 amino acids. The record is from RefSeq and is a predicted model, not a curated record. Gene Ontology annotation, cellular component: plasma membrane. Gene Ontology annotation, biological process: regulation of melanin biosynthetic process; pigment metabolic process involved in pigmentation; carbohydrate transport.
AUGCCAGAAGACUCAAACUCAAUACCUGCCUUUAGGCGCUUAAGUUAUGCCGUCGGACACUUCUUAAACGAUCUUUGUGCCUCUAUGUGGUUUACAUACCUACUGGUAUAUUACCACUCUGUACUUGGGUUUCAAAACACUUAUGCCGGUGUGUUAUUACUAAUCGGGCAGAUAGCGGACGGUAUCUGUACACCAAUAAUUGGCUAUGAAUCGGACCGUGCGCCCGGCUGCGGUUCAUAUGGCAAACGGAAGACAUGGCAUUUAGUGGGAACAGUUAGCGUGUUGCUGUCGUUCCCAUUCAUAUUUAACCAGUGCCUUGGUUGCAACCAGUACACUCCUCAGUGGGCCAGCCUCACAUACUUCACCCCGUUUAUCGUCAUCUUUCAGUUUGGCUGGGCUGCCACCCAGAUCUCCCAUCUGUCUCUCAUUCCUGAACUGGUGUCCUGUGAACAUGCCAAAGUCGAGCUCACCGCAUACAGAUAUGCCUUCACUGUAAUAGCCAACAUCACAGUGUAUGCAGUGGCCUGGUUGCUUUUCCACUUCCAGUCGGGACAGGAUGACGGCCCCAUGGCAGACAACCUUGGCCCCUACGACAUCCCCAUAUUCAGGGACCUGAGCCUCAUUGUGCUGGGCAUUGGUGCACUGUUCUCCCUCCUUUUCCACUUGGGCACCAAAGAGAAGACCGGUCGCCCACGUGCGGAAGAGGAAGGCUCCAGUCCAGAUGAACGCCAACCUCUUGUCGUUCGCCUCACGACAGCCUCACCCUCAGUUCUCCUGCGAUGGCAGCACUGGCUCACGGAACCAUCCUUUUACCAGGUAGCUCUUCUGUACAUGUGUACCCGACUCAUAGUGAACCUGUCCCAGACUUACAUCGCCAUGUACCUUACCAACACACUCAUGCUGCCAAAGAAGUACAUUGCCACUAUUCCUCUGGUGAUGUAUGUGAGCGGUUUUGCUUCUUCAUUGAUCAUGAAACCUUUCAGUAAACUCAUAGGAAGAUGUAUGACCUAUUUUGUUGGGCUCUUGCUGAUUUUCGCAUUCUCCUAUUGGGUGCUGCUGGACACCCACAUGGGUGACAAGGUCUAUGGUGCAGCAGUGUUGCUGGGGGCAGGUUCAGCCACGAUCCUAGUGAUGUCACUGUCCAUGACCGCUGACCUCAUAGGAGAUCAGACGCAAAGUGGGGCCUUUGUUUAUGGAGCAAUGAGUUUCACUGAUAAGGUCGCCAAUGGUCUAUCGGUGAUGAUAAUCCAGGGCCUGCAUCCCUGCCAUACGCAGGUGUGUUGUCCGGCAUGUGUUUGGUAUUACCACUAUGUGAUGGUCGGUGUCACUGGAGGUGUGGGAAUUGUUGCAGUUUUUGGCCUUUGUGCUAUCCUAAUCUGGCCAAUCAAGAUCCGCAGGCGUCUCCCUGUGAUGUCAGGAUUGUUGGGAUCAGAUGGCGAGGACUCAGAGAACAGCUCUGAUCAAAGUCUCGUUAACUAACUACAGCAGUGGGACAGGCCACUCCUUCCUGCCUCAGACUACAGCAGCUCCACUCUCACAGAACACUUGAAAGCUGUCACCGUUCACACAAAUACAGUCCAAAGCCAUGAAGUGAUUAGAAGGUUGACAUUCUUCUGGAAAGCUGUUCUACAGUAGGAUUUAGCUUUAGUUAUGACACCUGUUGAACAGGGAAGGCUACACAUAGUAAAUAACAGACAUUGUGAUACUGGUUUAGCAGCUACUACAUCUUUUUA